Molecule: messenger RNA, 3458 nt
Organism: Armigeres subalbatus
Lineage: Eukaryota; Metazoa; Arthropoda; Insecta; Diptera; Culicidae
Gene: drk
Product: growth factor receptor-bound protein 2
Exons: 5
Coding region: 769-1404 (211 amino acids)
Biological process (GO): signal transduction; regulation of MAPK cascade
Cellular component (GO): plasma membrane; cytoplasm; COP9 signalosome
Molecular function (GO): phosphotyrosine residue binding; epidermal growth factor receptor binding
Source: RefSeq, a predicted model, not a curated record
CUGUGAAUACUGUCGUCGUGGUGUCGCCGAUCGAGUUCCAACAUAACGCAACGUCCCAAAGUGGCAGUCAGUGUAGAGCACAGGAGGAGACCGAACCAGUCCAGUCGGCAGCGUUGACAGUGCGAAGAAACUCGCUUAACUCCAAAUUCGUGUAUAGGAAAGAAAAGUGAAUCGCUCGGAUAAGAAAACGAAAAAAAUAAAUAAAUACACAUAGAAAAUAAGCGAAAUCACAUCAGUUUUGUAUGUGAUUAAUAAUCGGCGGCAGACGGCCGAGUGGAUGUAGCAAAUCUGAACGAGCCAGUAGUGCGAUAAAAUAAGAGCCGAAAACCACGUGCACCAAGAAAAAGUCCCAACACAACCAGUGAGACAGAAUGAGAUAAAUGUUCACCGGAGAGAAGGAAGAAAAAAGUGCAGCAAACGAAGAAGGAGAAAAUAAGGUCCAAUAAAUUAUCUGCGUGAUUUCGCUAUACGGCCUUUUUGGGGGUAAAGUCUGUGUUUUUUGCUACGAAGAAGAAGUUGAACACCUACUUGAACCGGUGUUGAGUCGGUGUCGUAUUUCCUUCCAUCUCUGGUGACGGUGAGUCGGUCAGUGUGGGGCGUAGAAGCAGCAGUCAGUGGUUUGGAAUCUCGUUGCUCUUCAGUGUGAGGUGCAAAAAGGAUUUCUGCCACCCCCUUUCGACAGAAGAGGCACGGGAAUUCGUGUCGUGAGUGGUGUGUAGAUCUACAGAAAACAACAACAAUAACAACAACAACAAAAGCUACAUCGUAAUGGAGGCGGUUGCGAAACACGAUUUUAACGCCACGGCCGACGAUGAGCUGAGCUUCCGGAAAAGCCAGGUUUUAAAGAUCCUCAAUAUGGAAGACGACAUGAAUUGGUAUCGGGCGGAACUAGACGGGAAAGAAGGGCUAAUACCUAGCAAUUACAUAGAAAUGAAGAAUCAUGACUGGUAUUAUGGCCGAAUCACACGGGCAGAUGCUGAGAAACUCCUGUCGAACAAACACGAGGGCGCUUUCCUGAUACGGAUCAGCGAGUCCAGUCCGGGUGAUUUCAGUCUGUCGGUCAAAUGCUCGGACGGAGUGCAGCACUUCAAGGUGCUCCGGGACGCGCAAGGCAAAUUCUUCCUCUGGGUGGUGAAAUUCAGCUCCCUGAACGAACUCGUGGACUACCACCGGACGGCCAGUGUGUCCCGCUCACAGGAGGUUAAACUACGCGAUAUGGUGCCAGAAGAGAUGCUGGUGCAAGCGCUGUACGACUUUGUUGCGCAGGAAUCCGGCGAGCUGGAUUUCCGGCGAGGGGACGUCAUCACUGUUACGGAUCGCUCCGACGAGCAUUGGUGGAAUGGCGAAAUUGGUAACCGGAAAGGACUAUUCCCAGCAAUAUACGUGGCGCCCUACCAUUCAUAAGAUAUAAGUAUUUUUAUUAUUUUUGCUAUAUAAAUAUUACAUAUUUUUAAUGUUUAACCGGGGAGGGGAAAGGGGGGCAUGGCGAAAGAGGGAGGAAGGAAAGAGGAAGAUAGAUGCAAAGCAAGCAAAAAGCGAAUGUGAAACUUUACGCGAUUCUAAAAACAAAAGAAUUCAGAAGCCAAUAAGAACGCAAAGCUGCGAUUGAGAAGAGAGCGAGAACGAGUCAGUGCGCAACAAAAAUGAAUCCUGUGGUCUUGCAGCCAAUGUAUAUUGAAUGACGUACAUAAAAACACACACACACAUUAUGACACAAACGGAAGUUAAUGUCCUAUUACCUUCCGGGUAGACCGUGUAACGAGACUUGUCAGACAUUUGAAUGCCAGCUGAAACAAAAUGGCGUGGAAGCACUAGAAAGGAUAUACGCAGAAUCAAAAGAAAUCAAAUUCAGGUGUUUUUAUAAUAUCUAGGUUUUGCUUGUCGAUAGUUUGGUCGCAUUGCCGCGCAAGAGACCACAACUCAACUCAGAUAAAUACAUUCAAUCAACACCAGACAACCCAACCCACACUACUAAAAGAUAAUCGUGAGUGUGAAUAAAAAUGAAAUAUUUCAAAUGCUGAAAGUUAAGGGAUAAUUGUAGCGUUGUUAUAUAUAGAUUUUUUUUUCUGUUUUUGUCUCGUAAGAUAGUCUCGUUUGUUUUUGGAACAACUUUUUCCUUUCGUUUUGUAAUUAAUCCUACAAGUAGGCAACCGUUAGCAGAUCUUAUUACUAUAAAAACAAAAAGGAAACAAAUGUAGAAACAAAAUUCGUCUAAUUUCGUUUUUAGGCAAAAAGCGCAACUUUUGUCAUUAUGUGUAAUAGCUUGUAAGUGUAAAACAGUCACACAAGUAAGAAAAAAAUGGAGCAUGUUGUAAGGAGAAAUCCUUACACAAUAAUAGACUUUUUAAACAAGUAUCAUUCUCAGUUUAUCAAUUCCUUGCGCUAAGCGAAUCCGUUUUAGGCGAAACCUUAGUUUCCUGUCGUGCUAUUUGGCCUAAUAGAAGAUUAUGCCAAAUGGCAUUUCAGGUAAUGGGGGAGCUUUAUUAAAUUACACUCGAAAUACAAUCCUAUUCUAAAUAAGAAACAACAACAAUUAUGGAUAAAUCUACAAUUAUUUAAAACCUAUCGACAACAUAUGGUUGAAUGACAUUUGGCUGAAUGGAAGCUUGAGCUCUCGAAAACUUGGUUGAAUGGAUUCCUAGUCCAAACCGUAUUUCGAACUGAUUUUGAAUUGAAGGAAAAUACUUUUUGGAGCUAAUGUCCAUUCGACCUCUUGUUUCGAAGCAUAGAAACAAAAAACAGAAACCCCAUUUAGAGCAGUUUUAAAUAAUCCAGAAUAGAUGAAAAAUCCUCAAGUGAAUAGAACCGAACCAUACACACUACACAGUGACAGACUUCACUAGGAGAAUAAUUUACACAAUUAUACACACAUACACAAUUUACCUACUACCAUCCAAUCACACGCUGUACUGAUAAGGUGCAGUGAACAGGGCAAAAGGACACCCUUGAGUGUAGGUGCUUAUGUCGUUUUCUGUCUUUUCCGGGAACGAGGUUCCUGUUUUGUUUGCUGAAGUGUCGCGAACGACCGGAAAAGAAUUACCUAUACCUACCUUGCAUAAUUAAGUAGAGAAACAAAAAGGAAGAAAGUGCGAACUGCAGAGUGGGAGUGCAAUGUGCCAAGCGAGUAUCGUCAUCCACACACCUUUUCGCGAAGCGUGAAAGCCAUCGUAAAUUACACAAAGACGACACACAUGAAGUACCCUUAUCCUACAGAAAGGAGGCUCUACUCUACACACAUAAUACAACCCUAAGACCAGCAAGUAAACAAACGAAAAACGACCAUCAAUCCGGCAGCGAAAAAACAAGACUUCGUUUUUUUUCACAAACACACAAAAGAUAGCAACAACAAAUAAGAAAGGAUAACAACAACAAACAAGCAAAAAACAUGAAUGAAUAAAAUGCUAGUAAUUAAUGAGAUAAGUAAUAAUAAUACAACAAUACAAUGCGAUGCGAAUUAA